Dendrobium catenatum is the source of this 994-nucleotide messenger RNA. Its product is annotated as UDP-glycosyltransferase 708A6-like. Lineage: Eukaryota; Viridiplantae; Streptophyta; Magnoliopsida; Asparagales; Orchidaceae. The coding region runs from base 24 to 953 and encodes 309 amino acids. The record is from RefSeq and is a predicted model, not a curated record. The transcript has a single exon.
AUCGUCGUAGCAACUGCCCAGCCAUGUCCUCCGGCGACACUAAACUCUCUCAGGUCCUCCUCAUCCCGAGCUCCGGCAUGGGCCAUCUCAAUCCGAUCGUCCGCCUCGCCAAAGCACUUUCCGACCGCGGCAUCUCCAUCUCCCUCCUGACCGUCCGCCCCACCAUAACCGCCGCCGAAUCCAGCCUCCUCUCCUCCCUCCCAUCAUCCCUUCUCAUUGACUUCCCUCUGGCCCCAUUUGACCCUUCUCUCUUCCCCGAGUCCUCAGACCCCGUCACACUCCGAUGGGAAGCCAUUCGCCGCUCCGCCCACCUCCUUCCUUCUCUCAUCUCUACCAUAUCACCACCAGUCUCAUCCCUCAUCAUAGACAUCACCAUCGCCUCCACCUUCCUCCCAGUGGCUGUCGCCGCAAACAUUCCUUGCUUCGUCUAUUUCGUCUCGUUUGCUUCCAUGCUCGCUCUCUGUUCUGUUUCCCCCUUCGUUCCCCAUCCCAUCAGUACUGACGUCAAGAUCGCUGGCGGCGUUCUCAAGAUUCCAUAUUCCUCCGUCCCGCCGCCCCUCCGAGACCCGAACCACCUCUUCACCACCCAAUUCAUAGAGAACGGUCGGGCACUUACUCUGGUAGCCGGAUUCUUGAGCCACAGUGGGUCGAAUUCGGUGAUGGAGGCGGCCGCGGCUGGGUUGAAGAUGCUCGCAUGGCCAAGAGGAGGAGAUCAUAGAGUCAUUGCGGCGUCGGUGCCAAGAAAUGGGCUGGGAAUAUGGCCGGAGAACUGGGCGUGGGAGGCCGAAGAAAGAGUCGUUGCUGCGGAGGAGAUUGCGGUGAAGGUGAGGGAGUUCAUGGCGGAUGAAAAGUUGGCGGAGACGGCGGCGAAGCUUGGUGCGGCGGCCACUGCGGCGGUUCAGGAAGGCGGGACCUCGGAUCAGAGCUGGCGCUAUUUGAUAACGAAACUGUGAGGCGGGGCAGAUGACCGGCCGGACUAGUUUGCUUGAAUAUU